Messenger RNA from Gekko japonicus, 3701 nucleotides. RefSeq names its product neurofibromin 2 (merlin) (gene NF2). Bases 1152 to 2939 code for a protein of 595 amino acids. Gene Ontology annotation, molecular function: actin binding; cell adhesion molecule binding. NCBI's taxonomy places the organism in Eukaryota, Metazoa, Chordata, Lepidosauria, Squamata, Gekkonidae. Gene Ontology annotation, biological process: positive regulation of protein localization to early endosome; regulation of cell shape; regulation of organelle assembly. Gene Ontology annotation, cellular component: plasma membrane; apical part of cell; adherens junction. The transcript is spliced from 16 exons. The record is from RefSeq and is a predicted model, not a curated record.
AUACAGAAAUUCCUCUCACUCCCCCCCUUUGUCCCCCCCCUUCACCAAGGAGGCCUCCCUUUCCUUCUAAUAAGUAGCGCCCCUGAGCCCCUUUCCUCAAGUUUGCAUUAGGCAUUCAUCUCCGCCCCCCCCUCAAAUAUUGCCAGACGGCCCUUUUUUUAAGUUUUCCCGAAGAAAACUUUACCUCCUCCUCCUCCUCCUUUCCAUAGACAGGCACACUAACCCCCUUCCUUCGCCCCAGGUUCAGUAGCCCGGCCACGAGUUCUCAGGAAGCACCACCCGUUGCCCUUUCUUGCUCGUCUCCCUUUCAGGGCGCGCCCCUGAUCUGGUUUGCCACAGGGACACACACACCCUCCCCCCCCAUACACCAACAUCGAAGUAAAAAGCACUUUUGUCUCUUGUAAGCAAUCCUUGGGCUGUGCAAAGGGCACCCCAAGCCUUUCGUUCUCUGCUGGCUGAAGGGCAGUGCUUCGUGCAUGCUUUCCUCUAACAAGUUUCUUCAUUGUGUCUUUUUGUUGACCUCUUGGCCUUUGCUGCUCCCCCCCCCCAAAUCCAUCCCACAUAUCUGUCAUCUGGCUGAAAGUUAAAUGCCCACCCUGCAAAAAAUAAGCUCCUAUCCUCUGAAAAAGUCAGGUCUUGACAUAAAGUGUAGGGGAUCUUAACAUAUUAAAGCUCCACCCCAUAAAACGGAGAAUCCUUUUCUGCCCCUCUUUAAUCAAAGUCAUGCUCAACUGAGGGCUCCUUGGCACCUGUGACAGACUGGUGGCUGGAUGCUUGUCAUCCAUGCUUUGCCUCUUUUUUGUUUAGGUAGUUUUCCCAUUAAAGCACUGAGGAAGCUCUAUAAUGAGCAGGGAGUGUGUCUGACCCUACAAAAGUUUUAUCUACGUAGCUUUGCGCAGCUGUCACUUCAAAAGAGGCAGCACUUGGAUACCACUUAAUACCUCAACACUUCCUAUCAUCAGGGAUAAAAAUAUCAGGGUGAAAGAAGAGGCAUGCUAGGGGUACUAGUCGUCAGCCUGUUCCUCCACGGAAGGCCAGAAGGGGCCAAACUGGGAUCUUAGGUUUCCUGCCUGUUGCAGCCUCUUGUUCUGUGGUGCAGCAAGGUUUGAUUGUGCCCUUUUUAGCUUAGUUGGCUUUUCAGGCCUUUUGCCAUGGCUGGUGCCAUAGCAUCUCGGAUGAGUUUCAGCUCUCUGAAGAGAAAGCAGCCGAAAACCUUCACGGUGCGGAUUAUGACCAUGGACGCAGAGAUGGAGUUCAACUGCGAGGUGAAAUGGAAAGGAAAAGACUUAUUUGAUCUGGUAUGUAGGACGUUAGGCCUCCGUGAGACUUGGUUCUUCGGUCUGCAGUACAUGAUCAAGGACACUAUGGCCUGGCUCAAAAUGGACAAGAAGGUUCUGGACCAUGAUGUUCCAAAGGAGGAGCCCGUCACUUUUCACUUCCUAGCCAAAUUUUAUCCAGAGAAUGCUGAAGAGGAGCUUGUACAGGAGAUCACUCAGCACUUAUUCUUCCUUCAGGUAAAGAAGCAGAUCUUAGAUGAGAAGAUCUAUUGUCCACCUGAGGCAUCUGUUCUCCUUGCCUCCUAUGCAGUUCAAGCUAAGUAUGGAGAUUACGAUCCCACCGUUCACAAGCGGGGCUUCCUGGCCCAAGAGGAGCUGCUUCCCAAGGGGGUUAUAAACCUGUACCAGAUGACCCCAGAAAUGUGGGAGGAACGAAUAACAUCCUGGUAUGGCCAACAUCGAGGCAGAGCCAGGGACGAAGCUGAAAUGGAAUAUCUGAAGAUUGCUCAGGAUCUAGAGAUGUACGGUGUGAAUUACUUUGCCAUUAGGAAUAAGAAAGGAACUGAGCUACUACUGGGAGUUGAUGCCUUGGGUCUGCACAUAUACGACCCAGAAAACAAGUUGACCCCCAAAAUCUCCUUUCCAUGGAAUGAGAUCCGGAAUGUCUCUUACAGUGAUAAGGAGUUUACGAUCAAGCCAUUGGAUAAAAAAAUCGAUGUGUUCAAAUUCAACUCCUCAAAGCUGCGUGUGAAUAAGCUGAUCCUUCAGCUGUGCAUUGGGAACCAUGACCUGUUCAUGAGGAGGCGGAAAGCAGACUCCCUUGAAGUCCAGCAGAUGAAGGCACAAGCCAGGGAGGAGAAGGCCAGGAAACAGAUGGAGCGCCAGCGUUUAGCCCGAGAGAAACAGAUGAGAGAAGAGGCUGAGCGAACACGGGAUGAGUUGGAGAGGAGGCUGUUGCAAUUAAAAGAGGAGGCAACAAUGGCUAAUGAAGCCCUGAUGCGUUCUGAAGAAACAGCAGAUUUAUUGGCUGAAAAAGCCCAGAUCACAGAAGAGGAAGCGAAACUCCUGGCUCAGAAAGCAGCUGAAGCCGAGCAGGAGAUGCAGCGGAUCAAGGCUACAGCCAUCCGGACAGAAGACGAAAAACGGCUGAUGGAGCAGAAGGUGCUGGAGGCAGAGAUGCUGGCACUGAAGAUGGCAGAAGAAUCUGAACGAAGGGCAAAGGAGGCAGAUCAGCUCAAACAGGACCUCCAGGAAGCUCGUGACUCUGAGCGGAGAGCCAAGCAGAAGCUUUUGGAAAUUACCAGCAAGUCGUCUUACACACAGCCCAUGAAUUCCAGUACAACCACACUGCCUGCAGAUUUGCCGACCUUUAGCCUCAUCAGCGAAAGCUUGUCCUUUGACUUCAAGGAUACAGACAUGAAAAGAUUGUCCAUGGAGAUAGAGAAAGAGAAGGUAGAAUACAUGGAGAAGAGUAAGCACCUCCAGGAGCAGCUCAAUGAACUGAAGACGGAAAUAGAGGCUCUGAAGUUGAAGGAAAGGGAGACAGCUAUGGAUAUAUUGCACAAUGAGAACAGCGACAGGGGAAAUAGCAAGCUCAACACCAUCAAGAAGCUCACCUUACAAAGCACAAAGUCCCGCGUGGCCUUCUUCGAGGAGCUGUAGGAAGUGAGCCAGCCCUUUCGGUCUGAGCCAGCUCAAACUCAGUGGAACCCAUUUGAGGACUGCAGCUGCAACCUGUGCCUGGUUGCCACCUGGAUCGGGACCUUCUUGACAUGCAGCGGAUUUUGGCUUUUCGCUGUCUGAGGAGUCCGGCAUGAUGCUCUUUAGCUUAGUACCUGGUAGUUUUUAAUAAUCUUUGUAUAACACACAGCUGUGAUAUAUCUUUUAGCUUUUUUAAGUGUUUGUAUUGACUGUAACUUGUAUUCUCCUCGCAAGGCAAAAGGGCAUCACAGCAUUGUUCUUUUCCCCAGCUGGCCCUCCUUGGGAGUGCUGUGUGAAUGAUGCUUCCCCCUGCAGGCAGAGAGGGGCGGCCUUUUGCUGAAGCUCCCUUGUACAGAUUUUUAACCUUAGUGGAUAGUGUCUGCAGUUCUCUCUGAAAACCCGUAGUAUAUUCUUGGUGCUCGUGCAACAAGAUGAGAGCUUAACCAGGAUCCUCACUGAACUGUGCUGGAGUCUGAACUGGGAGCACUCUGGCAUCUUUCAUGGGCUGUCGCCCUCCUCCUUGAGCCAAUUUGGGGAGAGUGAUGCGCUGAGCUUUGAAGGAGCCCCGUCUUGGUUUGUGUUUAACUCAGAGAAGACAAAAUUCUGCAGUAAGUUUGGUGCUUGGAGUGUACAGUUUCCACUUUUACAGUUUGCUGUUUUGGGAUUUUGCUUUUUUAAAAAAAGGAUAAACUGGGACAGCAGCUGGCAAGGAAGAAGGGAGAG